AUGAGGUUAGAAACAAGCACAUUAUUGGACACUUUACGAGCAGCACUUGUAACAUUCGGAAUGCUGUUGAUGGCAUCAUCGUUUUGCAAAACCAAUACAAAACCUGACAAGCUAGCAGAUAGGCGCUCUGGGGAAAGUAAAGAAGACCAACAGAAACUGGAAACGUCCCUCAAUUCAGGCAGCUCCUCGAAAAUGAGCUCGUCCUCUUUAGCAGAAUCAAAGAGAGCCAAAAGUGCUCUGGAGAGUGAUAGCGAGAGUACAAAGACUGCAACUGGUCUUGAACAGAUCUCGAAGAAAUACGAGAAGAGUGACGCAAAGGAAAAAGUUAAUGAAGAGAAGAAUUUCAUGAAAACGCAGAAUUUAAUCCAAAGCCACAAGAAUGUAGUAGUUGAAAAGAAAAGAAAUGCCGAAAAGGUUGAAAGGAUUAGUAAAGAGGAUAAAGCUGGGAAGGGUAAUGGAGCAGUAGAACAAAAAGGGCUCGAAGUGAAAACUGGUGAGGAACUGGUUCCUUCUGUGAUCAAGCCAGUACCGGUUGACUGCGCUGCACUGCCGCCAUGGAUUUUGGAGGAAGCAGAAGGGAAAACGCAAGAAUUACUGCCUGAAGAUGAAAAACCGCUGGAACAGUCGAAAACAGCUCUGAAAUCUGGGAAGAGGACUGCUAUAUCGAUUGGUGAGGGUCAACAAGUUCGGGCUAAGUCGAGUGAGUUGCCAUCGAAGAGAUGGGUGUACAAACCAAGGAAACCAGAAGAAUACGUGUCUCUGUUUGCCGGUUCUCUAACACCAAAGCUGGCUGCUACUGCAAAAACAGUGCUUCUGGCAAAUCCUCCUUUGGGUGGUGGGUCAGCUGCUGUAUUCAAAUGGGAUACGCAGCAGUCAUUGAUUACAUCGACACCAGUGGAGGUGCACACUGCACUUGUAAAGUCUCCAUCAUCUGCACUUCCGGAGCUGCCAAGUUCUGGUUUCAAAUUCCCAGCAACGUUUCAGUCGAAAUCAGCCAUCGAACUAUGUCCUAAGGGUCGAGCGCAGCAAGCCGAAUCGUCAACCGUCGUCAAAUCGACUUCUUCGCCUUCACCCACGUCACAAGCAAAGGCGGAAGCAGUUGUAAGUGGAGUUUGGGUCUGA
This is a messenger RNA of Necator americanus (New World hookworm), 1122 nucleotides long. RefSeq lists its product as uncharacterized. Bases 1 to 1122 code for a protein of 373 amino acids. The record is from RefSeq and is a predicted model, not a curated record. The transcript is spliced from 2 exons. NCBI's taxonomy places the organism in Eukaryota, Metazoa, Nematoda, Chromadorea, Rhabditida, Ancylostomatidae.